Cucurbita maxima (winter squash) is the source of this 805-nucleotide messenger RNA. RefSeq lists its product as uncharacterized. NCBI's taxonomy places the organism in Eukaryota, Viridiplantae, Streptophyta, Magnoliopsida, Cucurbitales, Cucurbitaceae. Bases 91 to 717 code for a protein of 208 amino acids. The record is from RefSeq and is a predicted model, not a curated record. The transcript has 2 exons.
CGGUGGCUCUCACAUGGAAAAAUACCAUACGUACAUUCAUAAUUUAAAUAAUUUCCAAACGAUUCUUCCUCCUCCCAUCUCUAGGAAGCCAUGGAAGCUCUGUGGAAUUUAGAAGACAAAUGGAAGCUCUCAACGCAACAAGCCUUCAUUCUCUUAACGUGCACGGCGGUCGCCGUCCUAGGGUUUUGCGCGGCGACGUGGGCGAAACAGAGGAAGUGCGAGAAGACAGAGCGCCGACAGACGAAGGCGACGGAGAGGUGGUGGUGGAAGGGGGCAGCGGAUAGGCGGAAGGUGAGCGGCGGCGGAGAGACGCCGGUGCGGCUGUUGGGCGGCGAAGGGGAAGAUUUCGGAAGCCGGAAUUCGACGGCGGCGGUGUGGCAACGGCCGAUUUUAAUGGGGGAAAAGUGUGAGAUGCUGAAAUACAGUGGGCUUAUUCUGUACGACGAAAGGGGAAGAUUGCUGCAGGAUCAAAUUGCCGCCAUGGAAAACGGUUACAAGGUGCUGCUUCGACGGGGACGGCGUAAUAGUAAAGACAAGGUUGAAGGAUCUACUCUAAUGCCCUUCCUUUUUUUAUGGGAAUCUUCAAAAAGCGGUGUAAAGAUUAUACAAAGGGGUGAGCUUUUCGAAUGUAAUAUCCCUUUCUUUCUUUUGGAAUCCUUUUUUUUUACACAUUGUCCACUCUUUGUUCGUGCUUCUCGACAUUUUUACGUUGCAUAAAAGAAUUCAAAUAGAUAGUCUAUUAGAAACAUCACCUCGAUGGGAGCUAAAAGAAUACGGUUCUCGAACUUAUAAUAACAACUUGAAA